AUCUCCCUUAUUUAUUAUAGAUCUCCAUUGGCAAAAGAGAUGAAAGGCAGCUGGCGUAGUAGGAAUUGGCUGCCCAUGCUGGAUUUUUAUUCAUUGGUGCCAAUGUUGGGAUUUACCAUCUACAAAAAGCAGCAAAGCUUUCUGCCAAACUGGGCAUGGAAAUUAACUCAGAAGAUCUUGUUGAAUGAAGCAGCUUUGGCAAUCAUCACAUUGAUCACGCCGUUUAACGUCAGAUAGGUGCUAUUACAUCCCUUUGUUGUGUCAUUGUCUGCAAAGAAAACCCAAGGUCUUGCAUGCCUAUGUAUAAUGAUGAUUAAAAACUAUUUUGUAGAAAUGGAAUGCUUCUAAACCUUGACUGGAAUUUUCUCUGGAAAGAUGUCUCGCACUGAUGUUAAAAAGCCUUCCCUCUGCACCACUGGGCCUUUAACUAAGGAGAUGAUUAGCCAGGCUGUCUCGGCAUUUAGUAAAAUAAUGAGGUCCUGCUACGGCCCAACAGGAAGGCUUAAACAAUUUCACAAUGGCACGGGAGGUUAUGUUCGUAUUUCAUCACAAUCUUCGGUUUUGCUCAGUAGCCUUUGUGUCACUCUUCCAGUCUUAAAGCUUCUGGUAGCCUCUGUGCAGAAUCACCUUGCACUCUUCAGGGAUAGUGGCUUAUUUACAGCAAUUUUUUGCUGCAGCUUGCUUGAAAAAUAUCAAAGCCUGAAUGUUGCUCCAUGUACUUUCAUUAAAAUCAGCAAGCAUGUUUUGAGCCUGUGCAUCGACUACCUUUCAUCUGAAACCUGUGGUUGCCGAAUACCAGUGGAUUUCAGUAGUUCUAAGCUUCUCCUUAGCCUAGUGCGCAGUAUCAUAUUGAGCAAACGGGCCUGCAUGCUUAGCAGAAAGGAAGCUGAUCAUAUCAGCAUAUUGGUGUUAAAGGCCUUUCUGCUUACCAUCCCCCAAAACACGGAUUCCGGUGCUGUGCUAGGAAAAUGCCUUUACAUACCUGUAAAAAAUAAGAGAGUUAUGGAUUCUACUAUAUAUCCUGGACUUUUAAUUGAAAUGCCAGAAUUGUAUCUGACACUGCCUUUGAAAAGAACUGCUUCAGGCCUGAUCAGAGUGGCACUUUUUGGCAUGUCUAUGUCAGGAGAUUUGUCUCAUGCGGGAGAAGGAGCCAUAAUUAUCCACCACGGAGUUUCUCCAGAAGCCGAAAUGUUAGAUCAGUUGCUCAAUGUAGGCAGGCAAGUAAUAACUGAUGGUGUUGGUCUUGUGAUAUGCCAGAAGGUCAUCCACCCAACCUUGAAGCAGUAUUUAAAGGAGAACAAUAUUGUUGCUGUCGAGAGAGUUGGAAUAAGAAUGAUGGAGCCCUUGAAGGAAAUGACAGGUUCUCAGCCAAUACCUUCUUUACAAUUCCUGUCUCCUGCUUGUUAUGGCCAUCUGAAGGACUUACAGGCUCAAUGUUUUGACUCAAAAUGGUUCUUGCAUCUAAUUCCUGAUGAGCCAGUUGUCUGCAGUUUGCUACUCUGUAAUAGGAAUGAAACAGCGUGGGAUGAACUAAAGCUUGCUUGUCAAACUGCAGAACAUGUUUUGCAGUUAACAGUCAAAGAUCCGUGGAUUUUGCUGGGUGGAGGCUGUACCGAAACACAUGUGUCCUCCUACAUAAAGCACAAGAGUUGGAGUGUAACAGAGAGCACCUUGGAAGAUCUAUGCUGUUCUUCGGAGGAGUUCCACUUAGUAACUGACUGUUUUUGCCACUCGCUGGAAUCCAUCGCUCGCUCUCUGGAGCAUGACAGUGGUGAUGUUCUCAUUGAUACCCAUUGGGGUCAUUCGUGGUCUAUUCCACCUAACAUUCCUAGCGACUCCGAUUGGUCAGAUUUUGUUCAAAAGUGUGGGUGCGGCCUUUGCAGUAAACAGGAAGGCCUCAACUGGAAGAUGUUAAAUUGUUGCUCUGUUUCUUUCCUUCCCCAAAAUUGUGUUCACGAGUCCUGUGUAACCUCUGCUGACAAUCUUGUCCUGGAUUGUUUUGCGGCAAAAAGGAAUGGUCUGCAAGUUGCAGUGGAGACAGCCCAUCUCAUUUUAGAUCUGUCACAUAUAAUUGAAGAUCAUAAUUAGUUCCGCGUGUGUAUCCCACAAGCGUUAUGUAUUUGCUGGCAUUUCUGGGCCUCUUUCCAACCACAUCUCCUUGAAACUUCUGAGAAAGCUGUAACAAACAUUGGAAUUCUCAAGGUCAAGAUUAGUGUCUCCCACCAGUCUAUAGCUGGAAGGGAAAAGCAGGGCCUUCUGCGUCACUGACCCCGAGAGAAGCAUUUGCACAUAUGCUCGUAUCUUUAGGGUGCCACAGUUACAAAGGAGAAUAUCGGUUGCAAAGAUGGCAUUCAGUCAUUUCUUGAUGUAAAAUAGAUAUUUUGGACUUUUUUUUUUUUUUUUUUUGCAUGUUUGAUGUUUUAAAAAAAGGCAUGUGCUGCUGAAAACAUUUAUGCACAUAUGUGACAUUUUUUGCUGGGAUACAUGACCGCUGCUUGUCCAGGAUAUGAAAAGUGGAAGACUGUGACUAAACAAAAUCUUAUUGUACAGAUAAUAGCAGCAGAAAUUAUUUUAGCCACUUUACUAAAUGGUGGUACCAAUGUUAAGCUCACCACUUAAAACAUCAUAUAUUGGUUAUGCAUAUAAUAGGUUAAUUACAGUAUUUAAAGAUUGUGAAGUGAAACAUAAUUGAAAUCUAAUUAAUCUAUUUUUCAAAAGACAGAACAGUCCAAAUUGUAAAACAAAUCUUGUUUCAUUCUUAAUUUAAGAAUUGUUUAAUUUAAAACUGGUUUAAUUCUGAUAGAUUGUUAUAGAUUCAAAAUAUUUUUCAAGAGUACAAAAAAAAAUUAACUGUUACUAGCAUCAGCUAAAUCAGUUAUAUUUCGUGAACAAAAGUGUUUCUCCUCUCUUUCCUGUUACCUUUAUUAAUUUAAUUGGAGUGAUGUAAUAUAGGAUUAUUUUGUUACCUACUUUUCACCUUCCAGAAAACAGAAAAAAGUAAAAAAUGUGAGGUUCUUUCCUGUUGGCUUCUUUGAGUUAGCUAUUUUAGAUCUAGUAAUGCUACAAGUUUUAAGUAAGUUUCUAAAGAAGUAAUCCUAUAUAUAUUGUUAAUUUCCUCCUCUAGCGUAUAACAUACCGUAACUGAAACAUGGAUUUUUUUUGUUCUCCUCCUUCCAUUUAAUAGAUCAAAACUGUUCCAUACCUAAAUGGUUGUGAGAAUGGACUGGCCCUGCCUGUUUACAAUAUAGAGCAGUUCUUUCAGUCUUUGAACUGAGAAUAUCCUCAGGGUGCGGUAAAAAAAAGUCAAGGCGAUGGCCAUGGUAGUUUUUACCACACCCUGCAUACAUCCCUGCUUUGAAUAGUGAAUGGCCGUAUUGUUGCCUGACACUAAUGGUGAAAAAAUAUUUAUAUAGACACACAGAUCUCUCAUUUUGUUACUCUCUUCUUCAUUAUUAGUUACAAAAGUUGCAGGUGAUCCUGAAAGUGAGCUGUGAAUUCUUGCCUAUGUUUUUACACUCACUUUUGUUACUACUUUUCCUCAUGAGUUGUUCAAACUUGAACAUCAUUUUGUAAUCUUGAGUGGUCUAAUAAAGACAUUGCCUCAGAUGGAUCUUUGAUUAUGACUUUAUGUGCUUGAUCAGCUAUGUUUUUAAUAUCAUCUUUCUAAAAGAAGAACUAAAAAAAUUGCAUUUUGUUUAAAAUUGAAAUAAAGAAGUCACUGAUUUUAAUAUGUGCUAUAUAAGAAGAUAUAUGGAUAUAAAUCCAGAUCCACGCUCCAACUGCUUGAAAUCUGAGCCAUGGUUCUCAUUCCCAAGAACACUUCAGAGGUAUCUCUCAAAUGAUGCUUAGUUUCCACAUGUCAACUACACCUGUAAUCAAAGCAGCUUUUGAAACCAAAUCAAAAUCAGAGGGAAACAGAAAAUCCUACUUAGCAUAACCAAGUCUUAAGCAAGGCUAAUGUUAUUCUGAAUUUGUGCUAACUGGAAUAUAAUUUCUAUAGCUGAGUCUUUUUUUAAGAGUACUUCUUUAUUUCAAUUAAAUUCUUGACUAGUUAACUGGUAUCUGUAUUUUGGAGAUACUGUGUACAAAACAGUAUACAGUGGUACCUCGGGUC
Python bivittatus (Burmese python) is the source of this 4114-nucleotide messenger RNA. It is a transcript of the gene MKKS, whose product is annotated as MKKS centrosomal shuttling protein. Gene Ontology annotation, cellular component: nucleus; kinociliary basal body; cytoplasm. Lineage: Eukaryota; Metazoa; Chordata; Lepidosauria; Squamata; Pythonidae. Gene Ontology annotation, molecular function: ATP binding. The record is from RefSeq and is a predicted model, not a curated record. Gene Ontology annotation, biological process: protein folding; intracellular transport; chaperone-mediated protein complex assembly.